Messenger RNA from Carassius auratus (goldfish), 1338 nucleotides. Its product is annotated as claudin-8-like. The record is from RefSeq and is a predicted model, not a curated record. Lineage: Eukaryota; Metazoa; Chordata; Actinopteri; Cypriniformes; Cyprinidae. Bases 130 to 1152 code for a protein of 340 amino acids. The transcript has 2 exons. Gene Ontology annotation, cellular component: membrane; bicellular tight junction. Gene Ontology annotation, molecular function: structural molecule activity.
CUGGAAACAUCAUUUACUACAUCUAACACACCUGUUGACAGACUCGAGACCUCUGGAUUUGGACAUUAAAUCGCUGGCCAACAGGAUUAUCUUUGUUCAGAACAGGGAAAACUGAUGACAUAGUCAGUGAUGGUUCAGGGCAAGCGUGAACUCAUCGCUCUGUGUCUGGGCAUCAUCGGUCUGAUCGGAACGGUGGCUGUCACGAGUCUUCCCAUGUGGAAAGUGACGGCGUUCAUCGGUGAGAACAUCAUCGUGAUGGAGACGCGCUGGGAGGGUCUGUGGAUGACGUGCUUCAGACAGGCCAACAUCCACAUGCAGUGCAAAGUCUACGACUCUCUGCUGUUCCUGCCGCCGGAGCUGCAGGCGGCCCGUGGGUUGACGUGUUGUGCUCUGGCUCUGUCUGGAGUCGGGCUGCUUGUGUCUCUCGUAGGCCUUCGUUGCACGUUGUGUCUCAGGGAUCAACCGCGGGCCAAACGCCUCAUUAUGAUGGCCACGGGGGUAAUGCAGAUUUUAGCAUCCUUCUGCAUAAUCAUCCCUGUCUCUUGGACGGCCCAAACCAUCAUUAGAGACUUCUACAACCCUCUACUGAUUGACGCCCAGCGCAGGGAACUAGGAGAGGCGCUGUAUAUCGGUUGGGUAACUAGUGCUUUUCUGUUGGCGUCUGGAGUUAUAUUUCUUUGUCGUCGUGUUGAUCCCAAACCAGUCUCAUUUCAUGCUCGUCCACCAGCUAACAAACCCAUUUCAAACCACGUCCACACCUUUAACUCUAUGAGACACCAGCCUUUGGUCCAGAGCAACAGUCUUUCCAUUCAACAGCCUUCGGUGUCCGUGUUCAGCUACGCUAUUACGCCCUCUAGUGGUCAACAUUCACCCUACAGUAUGCAGGCCAUGGCCACGGGGUCUUUAGUGUACAGUCAGAACGGUCAGAAUCCAAACUCUUAUGGCCAAAAUGUGAUGCAGUAUGUACCCAGGAACAGACAUUACCCACUUCAGCUUUCCACACACUUUAAAGGAAGCACUGUCAGUGAUCCGUACACUUUCACCACCGGAUCCACGUUUCAUCCUGUGCCACAGAAUCCACUCUUCGUAGGGUACAACUACUCCAGGAUGCAGUCGUACAGCUCGGACAGUAGCACUGCAUUGCGCAUAUAAGUGUUUUGAUGAAUUUUAAUUUAAAAACAAAUAUGCUCAAAUGUUUUGUGGGGAUAUGAGGCUCUUGAAAAGCUCUUUUUCAUCCCAAAGACCGCAUUAUCAAAGACAAUACUUAAAACAGUUAUAAUUAAUAUUCUCCACUAAUUUUAUUUUAUUUUUUCAACCAAAGAGACUGAAAUUGUAUCA